UGGGCGGUCUUCAGUCUUUGCUCCGGACCGAACGCUCGUGUAUUUUGGUUGCGUGGCGAUCUGGGGGGGAACCACAGGGUGUGGUUUUUGCCUUUUGCAGCUGCUGUUGGUUGACUGGUACCGGCAGGUGCAGCCGUUUGCACACCAAGUGGAUUGUGUUGGGUCUACUCCCAGCCAUGUUGAGAGAGGGAGAUUGAACUUGGUUUCUUCUUAGAAAGAGAUGGGAGUUUGUGUGUGUGUGUGUCUGUCUCCCUUUGAAGACAACUUUGUUCAAAGACCUGCUGACUCAGCUGAAGUGAGCCGGCUGCUGCUUGGCUCAAAGCAGCCGAGUUUUGCGAAGCCGAUUUUUCUCUCAGCUCGGAGUCUCCGCGAAUGUGGCGCUGGGCCCGGCGCUGGGCCCUCCUCUUCGGCGCGCUGGUGCUGCACGCUGAAAGCGCCAGGCCAAAGUGCCUCAGCAAGUUGAAGUUUAAUUUGAUGAAGGAUUGCAAGUGGACUCCGAAUGCCACAGGGGCACCCCAGAGGCCCCCGCUGCAAAAGGGCUAUGUGCCUGGAUGUUUCCAAGAGUGUUACGAAGACUUUGAGUUCUUCGAGAAUGUCCAGGACGUGAUUCGAGCAGGUCCACCCAGCGACUCCACCAAGAUGUCCUGCGACACCAGUGAAAGGACUGGAUAUCUUUGCAAAGCCUUUGUGAUCGACUGCGUGAGAGGCGACAAAUCCUUAGGCGAUGGUGACUUCCCCAACUCCUGCAGCUCCGACUCCUUUGGCAAGUCGGACGUGGUGGGCGCCGGCCAUGCGCCCGGAGGAGAAACCUGGGUGGCGCUGUAUGCCUACAGCAACUACGUGGGCACCUCUGCCAAGGGCCCCAACUCGAGCCAACGGAUCCUGGCCGCGCGCGUGAUGUUUCGAGGGAUCGAAGGGGACGAUGCGGGGGUCUCCUACGACGGCAUGUGCGAGGGGACCUUCGAGGUUCAACCAGGCUCCCCCUGCUUCGGCGUGGACGCCGGCGACGGCGCCUUGCACGUGAACGAGCUGCCCGUGGCGCCGCUGCCGCCGCCGCGCGUCGACGGCACGCCGUGGCCGCUGCCGGAGCACGUCCCGACGCCCACGCCGGCGCCGGAGACCACGGCGCCGGAGACGACGGCGAGUCCGGAGACGAAGACGACAGCGCCCACGGAGAAGCCCACGGAGAAGCCGGAUGGCAAGAACGACACCAAACCCGACAACUCCUCUUCCUCCGUGGUCACCGUCUUCCUGUGGAUCGCCGCCCUCUCCGUCCUCGCGGCCAUGGCCUUCGCGGCCUUCUACGUGCACCGGAGCCGCCGCGUCGCCGAAGAGCGGCGCCUGCGGGAGACCGCGGAGUCCUAGGAGACCGUAGCAAGACGCGACGGCGAAGGAAUACGGACGUAGCAAGACGCAAGACGCGGCGUCUGGGCGUGGGAAGGGCGUGGGUGCCCUGGGUGCCCUUCUCGGCGUGAAGACCAACAAAGGAGUAGCAAAAAGCACAG
Molecule: messenger RNA, 1505 nt
Organism: Durusdinium trenchii
Lineage: Eukaryota; Dinophyceae; Suessiales; Symbiodiniaceae
Source: the annotation of a GenBank genome assembly